Molecule: messenger RNA, 3485 nt
Organism: Nothoprocta perdicaria
Lineage: Eukaryota; Metazoa; Chordata; Aves; Tinamiformes; Tinamidae
Gene: ANO4
Product: anoctamin 4
Exons: 28
Coding region: 155-3034 (959 amino acids)
Biological process (GO): chloride transmembrane transport
Cellular component (GO): plasma membrane
Molecular function (GO): protein dimerization activity; chloride channel activity
Source: RefSeq, a predicted model, not a curated record
AUCCUUCUGUUUUUAUGGUAUAAGCUUAUCUAUUCAUGGGGCUGAAAAGUGCGUGCAAGUCUGUCAGAGGAGAACUGCAGCAAGCUACCCAGUGUCACAGUGUCCACCUGUGGUUGGGCAUCUUUCACUCCCACGAAUCAGAAAGUCCAUAAAAAUGGAAGCUUCGUCUUCUGGAUCCAGUAUUUCAGCAGUUGRUGGUGGAAAAGCAAAACCUCAUCAGCCAGUAGCUAAGGAUGUCAACAUUUUUUUCGAUGAGUUAGAAGGUGUGAACAGCCCUUCCAAAGAUGAUGACUCUCUGCUUCACCAUGGUAACUUGACCUGUACUUCUGAUGAUGCCAGCAGGUUGGAAGUGGUGGGAGAGGAAGCACCUGAUAAAAACAAAACCAACGGACUAUACUUUAGAGAUGGGAAAUGUCGAAUCGACUACAUUCUGGUGUAUAGAAAAUCCAAUCCACAAAYAGAAAAGAGGGAAGUAUUUGAGAGGAAUAUCAGAGCAGAAGGACUGCAAAUGGAGAAAGAGUCAUCACUAAUAAACAGCGACAUCAUCUUUGUGAAGCUGCACGCCCCUUGGGAGGUCCUGGGCAAAUACGCAGAACUAAUGAAUGUAAGAAUGCCAUUCAGGCCCUUUAACCCCUUCACUGCUGGAGCCCCCUGCAUACUUGUGCGCUGCUGUUUUUUAAAUGGACAUUUCAUUGAAAUCAAUGGGAGGUCGAGAAGAUCCAGGAGAAAAAUCUAUUACCUGCACCGCCGGUACAAGUUCAUGAAUAGGAUCGAGAAACAAAUAAGCAGGUUUCGAGGAUGGUUACCUAGAAAGCCAAUGAAAUUGGACAAGGAGACACUGCCAGACCUGGAGGAGAAUGACUGCUACACUGCCCCAUUUAGCCAACAAAGGAUCCAUCACUUCAUCAUACAUAAUAAAGACACUUUCUUCAACAAUGCUACAAGAAGUAGAAUUGUACACCAUAUUUUACAAAGAGUGAAAUACGAAGAAGGGAAAAACAAAAUUGGUCUGAAUCGAUUGCUCAGUAAUGGCUCCUAUGAAGCUGCCUUUCCUCUUCAUGAGGGAAGCUACAGAAGUAAGAAUUCCAUAAGAACCCAUGGGGCAGAAAAUCACAGACACUUGCUUUAUGAGUGCUGGGCUUCCUGGGAAGUAUGGUAUAAAUACCAACCUCUGGAUCUGGUGAGACGGUACUUUGGUGAGAAAAUUGGGCUCUACUUUGCCUGGUUAGGCUGGUAUACAGGGAUGCUCUUCCCAGCUGCCUUCAUUGGAUUGUUUGUCUUUUUGUAUGGAGUCACCACCUUGAACCACUGCCAAGUCAGUAAAGAAGUCUGUCAAGCUACAGAUAUCAUAAUGUGUCCUAUAUGUGAUAAAUACUGCCCAUUCAUGAGGUUGUCAGACAGCUGUAUUUAUGCAAAGGUAACCCACCUUUUUGACAAUGGAGCUACUGUCUUUUUUGCUGUUUUCAUGGCAGUGUGGGCAACUGUUUUUCUGGAGUUUUGGAAAAGAAGGCGAGCAGUAAUUGCUUAUGACUGGGACUUGAUUGACUGGGAAGAAGAGGAGGAGGAAAUACGUCCCCAGUUUGAAGCCAAGUACUCCAAGAAAGAGCGAAUGAACCCCAUAUCCGGGAAGCCAGAGCCUUACCAAGCAUUUGCAGACAAAUGCAGCAGACUCAUUGUUUCUGCAUCUGGAAUAUUUUUUAUGAUCUGUGUGGUGAUUGCUGCUGUUUUUGGAAUUGUUAUUUACCGUGUUGUGACUGUCAGCACUUUUGCUGCCUUUAAGUGGGCUUUAAUCAGGAAUAAUUCUCAGGUUGCAACUACAGGGACUGCAGUGUGCAUCAACUUUUGCAUCAUCAUGCUACUGAAUGUGCUGUAUGAAAAGGUUGCCCUUUUUCUGACAAAUUUAGAGCAGCCUCGUACUGAGUCUGAGUGGGAGAACAGCUUCACUCUGAAAAUGUUUCUUUUUCAAUUUGUCAAUCUGAACAGCUCUACCUUUUAUAUAGCAUUCUUCCUUGGAAGAUUUACAGGACACCCUGGUGCCUACUUGAGGCUGAUAAACCGGUGGAGGCUGGAAGAGUGCCACCCUAGUGGAUGCCUUAUUGAUCUCUGUAUGCAAAUGGGUAUUAUAAUGGUGCUAAAGCAGACCUGGAAUAAUUUCAUGGAAUUGGGCUACCCGCUAAUUCAAAACUGGUGGACCAGGAGAAAACUACGACAAGAGUAUGGCACACAGAGGAAAACCAGUUUCCCACAGUGGGAAAAGGACUACAACCUUCAGCCUAUGAAUGCUUAUGGACUCUUUGACGAAUACCUAGAAAUGAUUCUUCAAUUCGGGUUCACAACCAUUUUUGUGGCAGCUUUUCCACUGGCACCACUUCUGGCCUUACUUAACAAUAUUAUUGAAAUUCGGCUUGAUGCAUACAAAUUCGUUACACAGUGGAGGAGACCUUUAGCCUCAAGAGCCAAAGAUAUAGGAAUCUGGUAUGGGAUCCUGGAAGGCAUUGGAAUUCUCUCUGUUAUCACAAAUGCAUUUGUUAUAGCUGUGACGUCYGAUUUCAUCCCUCGACUUGUUUAUGCUUACAAAUAUGGACCCUGUGCAGGCCAAGGAGAAGCUGGGCAAAAGUGUAUGGUUGGCUAUGUUAAUGCCAGUUUAUCUGUAUUUCUGGUGUCUGACUUUGAAAAUCGUUCAGAGCCAACAUCAAAUGGAAGUGAAUUCUCCGGUUCACCAUUAAAAUAUUGCAGGUACAGGGACUACCGAGACACUCCUCACUCCGCUGUGCCCUAUGGUUACACGCUGCAGUUCUGGCAUGUCCUAGCAGCACGGCUGGCUUUCAUCAUCGUAUUUGAGCACCUUGUCUUUUGCAUAAAGCACGUGAUUUCCUACUUAAUCCCAGAUCUCCCGAAAGAUUUAAGAGACCGAAUGAGGAGAGAGAAAUACCUGAUUCAGGAAAUGAUGUAUGAAGCUGAACUAGAACGUCUGCAGAAAGAACGGAAGGAAAGGAAGAAGAACGGAAAAUCUUAUCACAAUGAGUGGCCGUGAUGGGGUGAUGGUCCUAUAUAUUGUUUACUUAUUCCCACUCCACAAGAGCACUACGUUCAAGAGAAUGAGAGAAAAUGCAACCUCAAAGCAUGCCACAGACAUCUUCCAUAGCAAGCAGGACAGCUCACAUCAAAGAAUUUACUGUGAAAUCAUCUUGCAAUCAGCAUAGGAUUGAUCACCAUAGACUACUCUUGACAGGAAGCAUGUACUUAAUAAGCAAUUAAACACCAGUUUUUAAAACCAAGGGAAAAACUGUAUAUUGGGGCUGUUUUUCAGCCUGUUUGCUACAUUUUUUGCAUUCUGUCCAGUGCUGGUUUUACAAGUCUUAGAAUAACAAAUGUAAAUGAAAAACCUGGAUACUCUGACAAAAAGAAAGCCUAGGUAUAUAACAUCGUCUGCUUUCAAGCCACCGAAAACUGAAACUUUGUUUCAAAAUAAGUUCUUUUUUUUA